AUGUUCUCCUCCACCCGAGCCCUCCGACAGGCUGCCCACCAGAGCCGCACUCCCUUGAUCAAGUUCAUUGGCCCUCGCACUAUUCCCGCCAACAUCGACCACUCUCCUAAGCCUCACCCUGCCUCUCCCACCGGCAAGCUCCCCGAGGGCUUUGCUUCCGCCUCUUCCACCCACAGCUCCUUCAGCUCCUACCGCGAUCACGCUCAGCAGCACGGCCCUCUCCAGAAGUCUAUCCGCAUCUCGGCUGGCGGCAUUGGCGGCACCUCUGGUGCCCAGCUCGGCUCCAUUGAGCCUGCCACCGGCGUCUUCUUCGACAUCUCUGAGCUCCCCGCCCGCUUCCGUCGCGCUCCCAUGGACAUGGCCGAGAUCGAGGCCAUUGAGUCCGGCGGUGCCGCUCUCCUCGGCUAA
Messenger RNA from [Torrubiella] hemipterigena, 408 nucleotides. Lineage: Eukaryota; Fungi; Ascomycota; Sordariomycetes; Hypocreales; Clavicipitaceae. The record is from the annotation of a GenBank genome assembly.